UUCCAAAUAAUUGGCUUCCUCAUAGUUGGAGUUAAAUAAAGAAAGAAGUAAUAAUACUAAAAAAAAAUAGAAUUGCCCUCUAUAAAAUAGGUUACACCGCACUUAUAAACCCUUCUUCAGCUUCCUUGUUUCCUCGUGUCUGUGUGUGAUUUGGACUUGAGAGAGAAGAAAAAGACACUCGGAAGAUCCUCACUGCUGCCCUCCGAUUCAACACAUGAUGUCUGAGUUCCAGUACCACGAGGAUUACAUAAGAAACUCAAGGGGUGUUGAGCUGUUUGCUUGUAGAUGGAUCCCAUCUUCCUUUCCCAAAGCUCUUGUUUUCCUCUGCCAUGGUUACGGAAUGGAGUGCAGCGACUCCAUGAGAGAAUGCGGAAUCAGACUAGCUUCAGCCGGAUACGCGGUUUUUGGUAUGGACUAUGAAGGUCAUGGUCGGUCCAUGGGAUCUCGUUGCUACAUCAAGAAGUUUGAAAACAUUGUAAAUGAUUGUUACGACUAUUACACCUCUAUUUGUGCGCAAGGGGAGUACAUGGAGAAAGGCAGAUUCUUGUAUGGAGAAUCUAUGGGAGGCGCAGUCACUUUAUUGCUUCACAAGAAAGAUCCUUCCUUUUGGAACGGCGCCGUUCUUGUCGCUCCAAUGUGCAAGAUAUCAGAGAAGGUGAAGCCACAUCCGGUGGUGAUCAAUCUGUUAACUAGAGUCGAAGAGAUGAUACCUAAGUGGAAAAUAGUUCCAACAAAGAACGUGAUUAACGUUGCUUUCAAGGACCUUGCCAAGCGCGAAGAGGUAAAGAACAAUAAGCUGAUAUAUCAAGACAAGCCUAGGCUCAAGACCGCACUUGAAAUGCUUAGGACAAGCAUGAACCUCGAAGACAGUCUCGACGAGAUAACAAUGCCCUUCUUUGUGUUACACGGAGAAGCAGACAUAGUGACGGAUCCAGAGAUAAGCAAAGCCUUGUACGAGAAAGCUAGCUCAAGAGACAAGACUCUCAAGUUGUAUCCUGGGAUGUGGCAUGCUCUGACGUCAGGUGAGCCUGAUAACAACGUCGAUCUUGUUUUUGCUGACAUCACCAGUUGGCUUGAUCGUAGAACAGCUGACCCAGCAUCUCUCACUGUCACUCCUGUACGAGCUACUACCACUGCUAGUGUGGAGAGAGUUAUUGUGACAAGUAACGGUAAAAGGAGAGCUAAACGUAGCUACUUGAACCUCCUAUGCGGUUUGAACGGUGGACGUUUGGUUCCUCGAUCUAGUGGUGCUAUGUAAAUGUAAUAAUUUCAAACAAAAAAAAAACAGAGAAGAUGAUACUGUUGUUUCUCAGUCUAUUUAUCUGGAAAAAGAGUUGAGCUAUUAAAAA
Raphanus sativus (radish) is the source of this 1349-nucleotide messenger RNA. RefSeq names its product caffeoylshikimate esterase. The record is from RefSeq and is a predicted model, not a curated record. Gene Ontology annotation, cellular component: membrane. Gene Ontology annotation, molecular function: lipase activity. Lineage: Eukaryota; Viridiplantae; Streptophyta; Magnoliopsida; Brassicales; Brassicaceae. The transcript is spliced from 7 exons. Bases 215 to 1258 code for a protein of 347 amino acids.